Messenger RNA from Babesia bigemina, 474 nucleotides. RefSeq lists its product as hypothetical. Lineage: Eukaryota; Apicomplexa; Aconoidasida; Piroplasmida; Babesiidae. The transcript has 3 exons. The record is from RefSeq and is a predicted model, not a curated record. Gene Ontology annotation, molecular function: thiol oxidase activity. Bases 1 to 474 code for a protein of 157 amino acids.
AUGUGUUCGCGGGAGUCUACAAACCUUCCGGAGAGGCGGCGGUACACGUUCGCGGAAUCUCUGGCAGCAGUAGACAGGAACGCGGCAGUCGACCCGUGCAGCGCCCAGUGGAUACUAAUAUGGAUGUACGGCGCCUACGUGGACGAAGUUCCGAGCGAUUCUCAGCGUCGCAACAUCGACGUAUUCUAUCGUACCCUGACAGAUAUGUGCAAAAAUGGUCAGCAGUGCUUCCAGCGCUUUGUAACGGAGUUCCCUCCUCGUACUGAUAGCCGCCGCGCGUUGCUGGGCUGGGUUCAGAUGGCCGAAAACUCGUGCCGCAUCCAGAACAAAAUGACGCCGCGCAUUUUCAAGUAUGUUGUCAUAGUGCCGCGUCUUCAAUUGCUGCAGCUACGGCGAGUUGAUGAAGCGUUGGCGGUACCCAGAUGGUUACAUAUGAUACGCCUUCUACGGUAUCGCAGCCCCCCAAGUGAUUGA